CUCUUCUUCCCCAUUCAAAAGCAUUCUGACUAAAAAUUUGACAAAUUCCGGAAAAAGGUUCUAUAUUUCUCCACUCGGAUUUCCACUCAUGCCCGACCCUCCUGACUAUUGAUAAUGAAUAAUGGGGAGGAUACUGUGCUGCAUCUGCCAAGCUACGCCGAUCGCUAUACGGACAUUCCCCGUCUCAUCCGACUGAAGUUCAUAGCGCAGGUCUGCCCGCAGCUAAGUGUUCCUGCCCUCGAGUUGGCCCUCAAUCAUGUGAAGACCACCUACAAUGUCAAGUUGUACGACGAGCUCUACAAGACGCUCUGCGCUGAGGUGGGCAGGGAAAACCCCACCCAGCCCAAGGGAAAAGAACGUCGUGCCAUCGAUGGCAACGAGGCGAGUACGUCGAGCGGCAGGGGAAGAGCUGUGGUGCCCUAUGAUUUCUACUGGGUGGAGGACAACACCAUGGAGGCGACGCUGAUGCUUCAGGAACUAGACGCCGAACUGAACUUCAAGAAAUCGAACUCGGGCAGCUCCUAUGUGCGGCGCAUUCUGGAGGAGAUCGGGGAUCAUUACGAGAAGAGUGGAAACCUGCAGAUGGCAGUCAAGUUCUAUGCGCGAGCCAGGCCCUACUGUACCAGCAGCGAGAACGUGAUCAACAUGUUCCGGAACCUGAUUAGGGUCUCCAUUUACAUGGACAAUUGGUGGCACGUACUCACCUACAUCGAUGAGGCCAAGCAGUACGCCUAUGGAUUCGAAAAUCUAGCCCUGGAGGUUCCAGGACGCCUAAGCUGUGCCGCCGGCUUGGCUCACAUGGGCCUGAAGAUAUACAAAUCCGCAGCCCAAUAUUUCCUGAACACUCCCUUUGGGCGGUACGAUUACGAUAAAAUCGUGGCCCCCGAGGACGUUACUCUAUAUGCUGGUCUUUGUGCACUAGCCACUUUCGAUCGGGAAAGUUUGCAGCUGCGCGCCAUCAACUCAGAAGCAUUCAAGCCAUUCUUUCAGCUUUCGCCCAAAAUGUGGAACAUAUUGGCCAAGUUCUGCGCCAACGAGUUCGAUUCCUGCAUGAGCCUGUUACGCGAAAUCGAAGAUCAUGUCAGGCUGGAUGUUUAUCUGUCUCCCCAUGUCAAUGUGCUUUACGACAUGAUAAUGGCCAGAAUGACGAAGAAAAGAAACAGGGAAGUUAUGACAGAGUCUUUGAAAAAACCUCAAUUAAGAUAAGGACUGUUCCUUGUCGAUCAAAAGCCAAAUUAAAUUCCAUUAAAUUCUAA
Drosophila teissieri is the source of this 1256-nucleotide messenger RNA. It is a transcript of the gene CSN1a, whose product is annotated as COP9 signalosome complex subunit 1b. The transcript has a single exon. The record is from RefSeq and is a predicted model, not a curated record. Bases 115 to 1206 code for a protein of 363 amino acids. Gene Ontology annotation, cellular component: COP9 signalosome. Lineage: Eukaryota; Metazoa; Arthropoda; Insecta; Diptera; Drosophilidae.